GUAGAAGUAGGUACGAUAGCUCUGGUCGGGCGACCACGGAGGCUCAGUGGUGGGGCAAAAGUGGGUCCUUAGAGGACAUCACCACGCGGGCCGUGCUCCUCGAAUUUUCGAUGAACCGCACACGACGUCGAGGUCCUCUCUCGCCAAGAAUCCGGUCUAUGCGCAUUCAGAGAUACUUGUUAAUCUGCCAAUUGAGUAGAUAGAUAGAGCCGUUGGCGUUGGUAUAAACCCUCGCGGUUAUUGUGUGUCCACUGAGCCUCGCAAUCAUUUUUUUCUUGAUCUACAUCGUCCUGACCACCUCCAAACGACAAUCCGUGGCCGGUCUCUCGAGAGGCCUUCCCCUUCAGGCGCCCAUUCGUCUCCUUGGACCCUCGACCACUCCUCCUAAGCUUGUCCGACAUCGCGCCCAACUUCACCCGUCUCCCCGAUGCCACAACCCCUGAGCACGAGAGAGGCGAACCUCUUUCGCACCAUUGUUCGGUAUUAUGAAGACAAGCAGUACAAGCGCGGCCUCAAGGCUGCCGACCAAAUCCUCAAGAAGAACCCGAAACAUGGCGACACCAGCGCGAUGAAGGCGUUGAUCAUGAACGCCCAGGGCAAGACUGACGAGGCCUUCGCCCUCGCUAAGGAAGCCUUGACGAUGGACAUGAAAUCCCAUAUCUGCUGGCACGUAUACGGGAUCCUGUACAGGACGAACAAGAACUUCGACGAAGCUAUCAAGGCGUACAAGUUUGCGCUGAAGCUAGAGCCCGAGUCGCAGCAGAUCCAGCGUGACCUAGCCAUUCUCCAAAUCCAGAUGCGUGACUACCAGGGUUACGUGCAGAGCAGGUUCGCAAUGCUCAAGGCGAGGCCUCAGCUGCGCCAGAGCUGGACGGCGCUGGCCAUUGCAUAUCACCUCGCCGGGAAUCUGUCGCAGGCGGAGAACAUCCUCACAACGUACGAGAACUCGCUCAAAACGCCCCCGCCGAAGUCGGAUUUCGAGAGCUCGGAAGCUGCUUUAUAUAAGAACUCGGUGAUUGCGGAACAGGGGGAUAUCCAACGGGCCCUAGAGCAUCUCGAGUCUAUCGGCAAGGACAACCUGGACAGAUUGGCGGUUUUGGAGCUUCGUGCGCGGUAUCUAGCCCAACUGGAGAGAAAAGAAGAUGCGGCCAAGGCAUAUCGGGCUUUGGUAGAGCGGAAUUCAGAACAUCCCGAUUACUACCGUGCGUUGGUCGAGGUCGUAGACCUCCCCGAAGGCGACGAGAUUGCGCUUAAAGCGGUAUAUGACGAAUAUGCAGACAAGUUUCCGCGCUGUGACGCUGCGCGGAGGCUACCGUUGGACUUCCUCACUGGCGACGCGUUCCGAGAUUCUGCCAAGCAGUACUUGACCCUGAUGCUGAACAAAGGGGUGCCAUCUACAUUUGCCAACCUCAAGCACCUGUACAGCGAUUCCUCCAAGAAAGAUACCCUGCCCGUGCUCGUCGAAGAGUACAUAAAAGAGCAGAGGGGUAUCGGGGAGAGCACUGAGCAAGUGAAUGGCAACAGUUCCAAGGGUCAGGCGGCUGCCUUUUACUUCCUUGCUCAGCAUUAUAGCUACCAUCUGAGCCGGGACCUCGAGAAAGCCAUGGAUUAUGUCCAUAAAGCGAUUGAAUUGGCGCCAGAGGACGUCGAUUUCCACAUGACGAAAGCCAGGAUAUUCAAACACCAUGGGAACACCCAAAAGGCGGCGGAUGCCAUGGACCAAGCUCGAUCCCUCGAUACCAGGGACAGAUAUAUCAACACCAAGGCUGCCAAGUACCAACUCCGCAACAACGAGAACGAGAAAGCAUUGGCGACUAUGGGUAUGUUUACAAGAGCUGAAACGGUCGGUGGCCCUCUUGCCGACCUGCUCGACAUGCAAUGCAUUUGGUUUUUGACUGAGGAUGGCGAGGCAUACGCCCGCCGGGGCAAUAUCGGCCUGGCUCUCAAGCGCUUCCACGCCGUCUACAACAUCUUCGACAUUUGGCAAGAAGACCAGUUUGACUUCCACAGCUUUUCCCUGCGGAAGGGCCAGGUUCGGGCCUAUAUUGACAUGGUGCGGUGGGAGGACCAACUGCGAGAACAUCCAUUCUAUGCUCGCGUCGCCCUGGAUGCCAUCAAGAUCUACCUCGACCUGCACGACCACCAGGGCGUGAAUGGCACCAAUGGUGUUGACGGAAGCCAGGUCAAUGGUGACGAUGCGGCGGAGAGGAAGAAGGCUGCCAAGAAGGCGAAGAAGGAGGCACAGAAGGCCGAGCGAGAGGCUGCGGAGAAGGCAGCGAAACAAGACCCUAACAAGCCCGGCGCAAAGAGCAAAGACGCUGCCGAAGCCGCCAAGAAGGUCGACGACGAUCCAAACGGCUUGAAGCUCGCCGCAACGGCAGAUCCGCUCGGCGAGGCGACGAAGUUCCUUGGCCACUUGCUGCAGUUCAGCCCGAAGAAUAUCGAUGCGCAGAUUGCUGGGUUUGAGGUCUUUAUGAGACGGAAAAAGUACGUCCUCGCUCUGCGCUGUCUGAACGCCGGUCUUGCGCUCAAUCCGCAACACCCAGCACUGCACGCGCAGGCGGUCGAGCUCCGCCACGUGCUGAACUCAAAGCUCGAUUCGUUGCCACCAAAGGCCCGGGAAGUCUUGGAGGCAGACUUCACCGCCGUUCCCGCGUCGGCCGAUCUGAAGAUAUUGAACGCCGAGUUCCGCGAGAAGCACAAAGACAGCGCCCAACACAGAAUAGCCGCCGCCCGCGCUGCAAGCAUCCUGGGGGACGAUUCUGCCAAGGUCGAGAGAGACUUGUUUGAUGUCCUGUCAUCCGACCUGACUACCUUUGCCGAUGCUGUGAGCAUCCUAGAAGUGCUCAAGGAUUGGCGAAGCAGCGAGGUUGCCGCGUUCAAGAAGGUUGCCCAUGAAAAGUGGCCCGAGGUCACCCUAUUUGCAUAAGUGCCACUCGUAUGCGUCCAAUGGAGCUUUGCAGCAAAGGCCACGACCCUGUACGGCAUCUUGGGUGUGUUCAUCGACACAACUAUGUAUCUAGUUCUUGAUUACGGGCUUGUCCGGGUCUGGUGGUGGUUGUUUAAGAUGAGGCCUCAAAAGUUGUGCGUUGCAUUUCAGUAUCUAGAGGCAAGAAUAUCUGUGGACGCACAGCACACCAGGUGUCCAUAGAUCUUGGUCCUGCCCUUGGAUCUGCGAAUUCCUGCCACUUCUAGCUCUGUGGCGUGAUCUAGAGAGAAGAGCAUGCCUUUCCCCAGGUCAAAUACCUACCUGCCUGCUACUCCG
Messenger RNA from Phialemonium atrogriseum, 3265 nucleotides. Its product is annotated as NMDA receptor-regulated protein 1. The transcript has 3 exons. Gene Ontology annotation, molecular function: protein binding. The record is from RefSeq and is a predicted model, not a curated record. Bases 428 to 2929 code for a protein of 833 amino acids. Gene Ontology annotation, biological process: N-terminal peptidyl-methionine acetylation. NCBI's taxonomy places the organism in Eukaryota, Fungi, Ascomycota, Sordariomycetes, Cephalothecales, Cephalothecaceae. Gene Ontology annotation, cellular component: cytoplasm; NatA complex.